Messenger RNA from Diorhabda carinulata, 6069 nucleotides. It is a transcript of the gene Taf1, whose product is annotated as transcription initiation factor TFIID subunit 1. Gene Ontology annotation, biological process: transcription by RNA polymerase II; DNA-templated transcription initiation; RNA polymerase II preinitiation complex assembly. The transcript is spliced from 29 exons. Gene Ontology annotation, molecular function: histone acetyltransferase activity; RNA polymerase II general transcription initiation factor binding; DNA binding. Gene Ontology annotation, cellular component: transcription factor TFIID complex. The record is from RefSeq and is a predicted model, not a curated record. Lineage: Eukaryota; Metazoa; Arthropoda; Insecta; Coleoptera; Chrysomelidae. The coding region runs from base 299 to 5947 and encodes 1882 amino acids.
AGUCAGUUGUAGUUGGAGAACGAGUUGAGUGGUGGCCAAAAAUAAUCAUUUCUAAAUAUAAAUAUCAAAUUCGACAAUUUAUAUCAAACAUUGAAUGUUGUAGACAUUCUUAUUUAUUUAAAAUGAUUUUUCUUCAAGUAGUCGUUUGUUAAUGAUUGUUACUAAAGUUAUCUUUGAUGUUCUACGUCAACAAGGAGAUCAGAUAAAUUGAUCAGAACUAACCAGUAGUACUAAAUCUCAAUACUUGAGUUGUUAUCACAGACCACAGUUGUUAUAAACAUUAAAUAGAUGAAUAAACAUGGGUGAGAGCGACGACGAAGGUAUCCUUACAGGAAUACUUUUUGGUAAUAUUGACGAGUGUGGGAACUUGGAAAGUGAUGUUUUCGAUUCUUCCGAACAAAAACAUCUUGCUUCUCUCGGAAAGUUAGGAUUUGGUUCAUUUGUUAAAGAAAUCAUAAAAGAAGAUAUUGAUAGUGAUCCUGAAAACACAAACUUCUCAAGAAAUGAAUCUUCAGAAUUACUCAAACUGUCACAAGAUAGUGCUUAUUAUUCUCAAAAUAGUCAGGAAUUUGAUAAUUUUAACAUUGAUACAAAGUCACCUUCUGCAGAAGAUUUCUUUGAUAUUAAUGAACUAGCUGAAGAAGAUUCUCAAGGUGCUAACGAUUCAUAUGAUGCUGAUGAUGAAAGAGUACAAAUUGAUGAGAAACUUAUGCCUCCUCCUCCUGUACCUGCAAGUAAGGAGUCAAAAGUACAAGAAGUACACCAACAAGUUGGGGAGAUGGAAAGAAAAAAAUUAGAAACCCCAUUGGCUGCUAUGUUACCAUCAAAAUAUGCAAAUGUGGAUGUUACUGAAUUGUUUCCAGAUUUUAGGCAUGGCAAGGUUUUAAGGUUUUCAAGGUUGUUUGGGCCCGGUAAACCAAGUAGUUUGCCAAAUAUUUGGAAAAAUGUAAGAAAAAAGAGAAAGAAACGUAAACAUAAGGAAAGUAUGAAUCAACAUGACACUGAUUCAAAUUCUGAUGAUGAAAAACCUAAGAACAGGGGAUGGUUCUUUGACUAUGGUCAAGCAAAACCUGAGAAUACUAUGCACGAUGAUGAGGAGUUAUUUUUGAAACCAGCUGAGGUUCCUAAUGAAGAUAAUAAACAUGAUUCUGAAAAAAAAGAUGAGACUGGUCCAAAAGCUGCAGACUGGCGUUUCGGGCCAGCUCAAAUUUGGUAUGAUAUGCUUGAAGUACCUGAAACUGGAGAUGGUUUCAAUUAUGGGUUCAAGGUUGGGAAUCAAAAUACUGAGAGUGAGAAGGAAGAUAAUAAAGAAAAUCAAGAAGAAGGCUUUCCAGAUGAUGCAUUUUUAAUGGUGACUCAGUUACAUUGGGAAGAUGAUGUUGUGUGGGAUGGUAAUGAUAUAAAGCACAAAGUACAACAAAAAUUGAGCUCUAAAACAAAUGCUGCUGGCUGGGUGCCUAGUAGUGGAAACAGAACAGCCCAGGCUUUUAGCCAACCUGGAAAAGUGGGAACAGCUGUAAGACUUCCGCCUGUACCUAAUCCCCCUCUCCCUGGAUUAAAAUCUAAACCACAAAUGCUGAAACCCAGGCAAGAUCCAGAACAAGAUGACACUUGGUAUUCAAUAUUUCCAGUUGAAAACGAAGAUCUAGUUUAUGGAAGAUGGGAAGAUGAUGUUAUUUGGGAUACUGAGAAUAUGAAAUCUAUUCCAAAACCAUCUAUAUUAACCUUAGAUCCAAACGAUGAAAAUAUUAUUCUGGGUAUUCCAGAUGACAUUGAUCCAUCAAAACAAAUUGCUGGACAAGCAACUCCUGUAAAAGUUAAAAUUCCUCAUCCUCAUGUAAAGAAGUCAAAGAUUUUACUUGGCAAAGCUGGUGUAAUUAAUGUUUUACAAGAAGAUACACCUCCUCCUCCACCAAAAUCACCUGACAGAGAUCCAUUCAAUAUAUCAAAUGAUAUAUAUUAUCAACCGAGAACCUCCGAGACCACAUUGAGGUUGAAAGUUGGAGGUGGUAACUUAAUCCAGCAUUCAACGCCAGUUGUGGAAUUAAGAGCUCCAUUCAUUCAAACUCAUAUGGGUCAAAUGAGAUUAAGAAAUUUCCACAGACCUCCUAUAAAACGAUUUUCACAUGGUCCUCUUUUUGAGCCUGGUCCCAAUAGCGUUAUGCCUUUAGUAAAACAUAUCAAGAAAAAAGCAAAGCAACGAGAGGCAGAAAGAAUGGCAUCAGGUGGAGGAGAUGUUUUCUUUAUGAGAACACCAGAAGAUCUAACUGGUCGUGAUGGAGACUUAAUUCUCGUUGAAUUUUGUGAGGAACAUCCACCAUUGAUGAAUCAAGUUGGAAUGUGUUCUAAAAUAAAGAACUAUUACAAACGAAAAGCUGCUAAAGAUUCAGGACCGCCAACUUAUAGAUAUGGAGAGACAGCAUAUGCUCAUACAUCGCCAUUUUUGGGUAUUUUGCAUCCCGGGCAGUCUAUUCAAGCAAUUGAAAAUAAUAUGUACAGGGCCCCGAUCUAUGAACAUACACCACCAGAAACUGAUUUCCUCAUUAUAAGGACUCGCAGUCAAUAUUAUAUAAGAGAAGUAGAUGCCCUUUAUGUAGCAGGUCAAGAGUGUCCUUUGUACGAAGUUCCAGGUCCUAAUUCCAAAAGGGCUAAUAAUUUCGUUAGGGAUUUUCUGCAGGUAUUCAUAUAUCGUUUAUUCUGGAAAAGUAAACAUAACCCCAGACGAAUAAAAAUGGACGAUAUUAAAAAGGCUUUCCCGUCUCAUUCUGAAAGUAGCAUAAGGAAACGUUUGAAAUUGUGUGCAGACUUCAAAAGAACAGGAAUGGAUUCUAACUGGUGGGUUAUCAAACCAGAAUUUCGUCUACCAACAGAAGAAGAAAUCAGGGCUAUGGUAUCUCCAGAGCAAUGUUGUGCUUACUUUAGUAUGGUAGCUGCUGAACAGCGUUUGAAGGAUGCUGGAUAUGGAGAAAAAUUUCUUUUCACUCCCGCUGAAGACGAUGACGAAGAAAUGCAAUUAAAAAUGGACGACGAAGUAAAAGUAGCCCCUUGGAAUACAACAAGAGCAUAUAUCCAAGCUAUGAAGGGAAAAUGCUUACUACAACUUACUGGUCCUGCAGAUCCAACAGGUUGUGGAGAAGGAUUUAGCUAUGUUCGCGUACCUAACAAACCUACACAAAGUAAAGAAGAACAAGAGUCACAACCCAAGAGAACUGUAACUGGUACUGAUGCAGAUUUGAGAAGGUUAUCUCUAAAUAAUGCCAAAGCUUUAUUAAGAAAAUUUGGAGUUCCAGAAGACGAGAUAAAAAAACUGUCAAGAUGGGAAGUCAUUGAUGUCGUCAGAACUUUGUCUACAGAAAAAGCAAAAGCUGGAGAAGAAGGCAUGGAUAAGUUUUCUCGAGGAAACAGGUUCUCCAUCGCUGAGCAUCAAGAACGGUACAAAGAGGAAUGUCAAAGAAUAUUUGACCUACAAAAUCGAGUACUUGCUAGCGCUGAAGUUUUAAGUACAGACGAAGGGGAAAGUUCUGAAGACGAAAGUGAUGAAGAUAUUGAAGAAAUGGGUAAAAACAUUGAAAACAUGUUAGCAAAUAAGAAAACUAGUUCUCAGUUGUCAUUAGAAAGGGAAGAACAAGAAAGACAAGAGCUAAGAAAGAUGAUAUUAGAAGGUGAGAAAAAAGAGAAAGAAAAAAAGAAGAAUGAAGAUGAAAGUGAAGAUCAAAAUUAUAACCAAGGAAGGAUAUUGAAGAUAAUUAGAACAUUUAGAAAUCCCCAAGGCGGAGAAUAUACUAGAGUUGAAUUAGUUAGAAAACCCGUUGUGAUAGACGCAUAUGUUAAAAUCCGUACCACCAAAGAUGAAGAAUUCAUAAGGCAGUUCGCGACUCUCGAUGAGGCACAAAAAGAAGAAAUGAAGAGAGAAAAAAGAAGGAUACAAGAACAACUCAGAAGAAUAAAAAGGAAUCAAGAAAAAGAGAAGAUGGGGGGAAGUCAUUCUCAGAUUCAAAGUUCUCCCAUCGUUCCUCCUGCAGGAACUACUGUUGAAAAGUUGCCAAAUCCUAGCGAAUCUAUUUCAACUCCCAUAACUCCAACUUCUAAUAAGACAAUUACAUCUUCACCUUCAAAACCUAGAAGGAAAACGAAGUUCAAACCAGAUUUGAAGUUGAAAUGUGGAGCUUGCGGAAAUGUUGGUCAUAUGAGGACAAAUAAAGCUUGUCCCUUAUACCAAAAUACAACAGAACUAAAUCCUCCCAUAAAUGUGGCAAUGACAGAGGAACAAGAAGAAGACAUCGAAAAGCAACUCAAUACCGAUGAUGAAGAUCUUGUUAAUGUUGAUGGUACAAAAGUGAAAUUAUCUGGGAAGUUAUUGAAAAAUUAUUUCCAGCAUGCAGAAGAAAUCAAACGUAAGAGUUUGAUGUUGAAAGUUCCAAAGGAUGCACUUGGUAAAAAGAGACGAAGAGGUGUUCAAGAUUUACAUUGUGAUUAUCUAAAAAGACACAACAGGCCUGCAAAUAGAAGGCGAACUGAUCCUGUUGUCGUUCUGUCCACUAUACUAGAAAAUAUUCUUAAUGAAAUGAGAAACUUACCAGAUGUACAGCCAUUUUUGUUUCCUGUUAAUCAAAAGUUAGUUUUAGAUUAUUAUAAGAUAGUUCAAAGACCUAUGGAUUUACAAACAAUACGAGAAAAUUUGAGACAGAAAAAAUACCAGAGCAGAGAAGAAUUUUUGGCAGAUGUUAAUCAAAUUGUGGAGAACUCAACUAUGUAUAAUGGAGCAAAAAGUAGUCUCACAAUAGCCGCUCAAAGAAUGCUCAACAAAUGCGUAGAACGUUUAGGAGAAAAAGAAGAUCGACUUAUGAGAUUAGAAAAAGCUAUCAACCCAUUACUAGAUGAUAAUGAUCAGGUAGCUUUGACAUUCAUUUUAGAAAAUGUGACCAAUGCAAAAUUGAAAACAAUGUCUGAAUCAUGGCCGUUCCUUAAACCUGUUAAUAAGAAGUUAGUUAAGGAUUAUUACAGUAUCGUUAAGAGACCAAUGGAUUUGGAAACAAUAUCAAAGAAAGUGGCAGCUCAUAAAUACCAUAGUAGGCAUGAAUACUUACUAGAUGUCGAACAAAUAUUAGAAAACUGCAUUUUGUACAAUGGUAAAGAUUCUACUUUCACUGAGAAAGCAGAAAUUUUAGUCAAAGCUUGUAAAGAAACUUUAGAUGAGUAUGACGAGCACCUUACACAACUUGAAAGUAGAUUGAGUUUAGCUCAAGAAAGGGCCAUGCUGGAUGAUGAUCAAUCUUGGAUAGGUGGAGACGAAGAAAAUUACACUAUCGCUGAACCAGAUCGAAGUAGUCAAACAAGCUCACCUGAUCAUCUAUCGUCUGUAAAAUCACAGGUCGACGAAUUCGACCUCAUAGAUGUUGAAGGAGAAGGAAUGCAGGCACUCGAAAACUCAUUGUUACCUCCUCCUCCGAAACAGCAAAAGAAAAAUCCUAAAAAGGAAGAAAUACAUACUUUGGAGGAAGACCUUCAAUUUUCAAGCGAAGAAGAGCUGGAUGAAGUUCCUCUACAUGAAUUUGAAGAUGAUACUAAGGGGAUCCUUAUUUCAGCGGAGAUGCCAAUGGAAGGUGUCGUUGCUGAUGAUGACAGUCAGCAGGCUGCUGAAGCUAUGGUACAGUUAGGAACAAUGGGAUAUUAUCCUCCAAACGAGGGUCCCGAAGCAGACAAUGCAGAAGCCUUUAUGUACAAAGAGGAAAGUAUAGAUGUCGAUCCCAAUUAUGAUCCAUCAGACUUUUUAAUGUCUGGUCUUCCUCUUCGCAAAGUCGAUGAAACUGAACUUCAACAAGAAACUGCUAUGAAAAUUCAUGAUGAUCUAGCUGUUAGUGAAAGUGAUGACGAAGGUACGAACAUUCCACAGGAAAAUCAAGAAACUCUCCCAGACGAAGAUGGUGCUGGUGACAUAUGGUUUUAAAACCACGUGGUUGUUAAUUUACUGCCAUGUGUUAUAUUUAAGUUUAAUUUAUUGUAUAUAUAAGAAGGCUUGUAAUUCAUAGAAAAUAGUAACAAUAAAAAGUGAAUAAUCCUAUAAAUAAA